GGCAGCCCGUUGCCGAGCGCGAAAGACGUGAGGUUCACCAAAUCCGAGACACGGAGACUGUACGACGAUCCCAGUGCGCUGACCACUGGGGGCUCCACGUGGCCCUCGGAGGCAGAGUCGCACGACUGCAUCGCCUUGCCGGUGGUCGACGGGGAAGGCUCGACCACGCCUUUCAACUCCGACUACUCGAGCGACUUGUACGAGAUGCUGGGCGACCUGGAGUCUCCGGAGGAGUCUGCCUAUGCGUCCGGGAACGGAUCGGAGGGCGUGGCCUAUUCCACGGACGACACCCUCGUCGAGGGAGAGCGCGUCAACAUCGGCGUGGCCAUCGUCACGACCAACGUCGAAGAGCCCAAGGCGGUCGUGUGCGACGGGUCGGUGUGGUGCGCGACCGACCAGUCCUCGCUGUCGACCAAGGACGCGCCCGCCACGCACAGCCGCGAUAUUCUCGACGAGUUGUGCGACUCGCUCUCGGAGGAGAGGAACUACGACUUCGGGAAGCUUUCCGCCAAGGGUGACGCGUCGGAUUUCCGAGACUCGUUCCGCAACAGCGUCAAGAAAUUCAUGACGUACGGGGCGGGGGGCAAGAAGAACCACUUGAGCGCCGGGGAGAUGACGGACGAGUCUUUGAGCUACGACCUGGACCCGGCGGUGAAGGCGCGUUCCGACUACGGGCUGCUGUUUGCUCCGCCCAGCGACCUGUGCGUCGCCGCGCUGCUGCACAUCUCUCGGAAGGACGCGCGCCUGCCGCCGGCCCCCGGCUUCAUCGACCGGCUGUCCGAGGAGACGGUCUCCGAGACGGAAACUAGGCCGGACGUGAAGCCGUCGAGGACUAAUGCGACUUCGUCUUUCUGCACCGCUCGCACCGCAUCGUCGCAUCUCGUCGACAUCGAAACGACGUACACGAGUAUAGACGAAUUUGGAUCUACUCCAAGUAGCAGUCUCUCCGAUGUCUCUAUGUCUCGCCAUCCGGUCGUGAGAAAUGUGUCGCCGCCAACAGUGAUCCACGAGGAAAAUGUUGCUAAUCAUCCAUAUUGUGGACUGUGCAUGAUGUGUAAAAAUAUUAUACAAGAAACGUCCUCGGCAUGUAGAUCCGUUCCAGUGCUGCCAAACCAGUCAGGGAUGUCCAGCAAGGAGAGGCCGCGCCCAUCUGAACAGUCGCCCAGCAGACAGGCCUGCCAACCGGCGGUCGCCACGCGAAGGACCUGCGAGGCGUUCCGCGCGAGGGUGCCGCGCCCACGCGCCCCGCUGGAGCUGACGUCUCCGCUGGCCUCCCCGCAGCAGUCGCUGGCGCUCGCCCUGGCGCUGUCACCGGGGCCCGCCCCGCGCACGCCCGCCGCCUCCCCGGUGGCGUCGCAGUGCAGAGCGCGCGCACGCCGCUGUCGCGCUGGCCGC
Messenger RNA from Gryllus bimaculatus (two-spotted cricket), 1395 nucleotides. The record is from the annotation of a GenBank genome assembly. NCBI's taxonomy places the organism in Eukaryota, Metazoa, Arthropoda, Insecta, Orthoptera, Gryllidae.